AUGAGACUGUUACUUUGUGACAUCAAUGAGUGUAGCUGUACAAAACAUCAGAAACACCUGCUCUUUCCAUCACAGACUGACCAGGUGAAUCCAGGUGAAAUGUCACUUGUUAAAUCCACUUCAGUCAGUGUAGAUGAAGGGGAGGAGCCAGGUUAAAGAAGGAUUAUUACGUUUUGAGACAAUUAGACAUGGAUUGUGUAUGUGUGUCAUUUAGAGGGUGAAUGGGCAAGACAAAAAUAUUUAAGUGCCUUUGAACAGGACAUGGUAGUAGGUGGCAGGCUCACCUGUUUGUGUCAAGAACUGCAACGCUGCUGGGUUUUUCAUGCUCAAGUCUCCCGUGUGUAUCAAGAAUGGUCCACCACCCAAAGGACAUCCAGCCAACGAGUCAAAAUGGGUCAGCAUCCCUGUGGAAGGCUUUCGACACCUUGUAGAGUCCAUGCCCUGAUGAAAUGAGGCUGUUCUAAGAGCAGAAGAGGGGCUAAGUCAAUAUUAGGAAGGUGUUCCUAAUGUUUUGUACACUCAGUGUAUGUGUUAGGUGUUACACACAGAAUGCCCUUGAAGGGAUACUUCACCCACAUUACAAAAUGACCUCUUGGUUUCCUCCAGGCCUCGUCUUGUAUCACUUUACAAUUAUAAAACUGGGGGGGCAAAAAUGCUAUUUCAGAAUGUGUUGGGGGGCAUGUCCCCCCCCCUGUCCCCUGUAAAAGUUGCGCCCCUGGUUUCCUUACAAUACCAGCAGUCUAUGGACAAGGUCAGACAUCAAUCUAUGCUGUGGUUUACCUGGUCACUGUCUCUGUGGCACAAAUCCAAUGCAAGUCAACAUCCCAUAUAUUAGGGUUUUUUGCGCUUCAUGUCUGCAUCAUCUUAAAGUAACUUAAUUGAGCUACACAAUCAAUUUUAGAUUGAGAUCAAUAUGAACUUAAUGCCACAUCUGAUCUAUUCUAAAUGCGUUUGGUAAAGCAAGCACUAACUACUGCAGUAGGUUGUCUGGGGUUUCACAGAUGGUGUGACAAACGCUAAGAAGAGGAACAGAAUGUACUGUCUGGCUGCUGAAACACUUAUGUCAUCACAUAAUGGCUUUUCACAGAUCAGUUCAUAUAACGCAGUAUGCCAAGAGGUGGGAACAGAAUAAUCCAGCAGGGAUUAACGUAGGGAGCUGUUACCGUAUCAACCACUUCCCAGAUGAUAACGACUAUGACACAGACAGCUCAGAAUACCUCCUGCGUAUUGUGCGGGCGUCCAGUGUGUUUCCUAUCCUCAGCACCUGUCUGUUGAUGCUGGGGGGGCUGUGUUUGGCCGUGGGACGUAUCUAUAGCAACAGGAACAGCAUCCUGCUUAGCGCCGGCAUCCUGUUCGUAGCCGCAGGCCUGAGUAACAUCAUUGGCAUCAUUGUCUACAUCUCCAGCAAUGCCGGCGACCCCAGUGACAAGCGGGAUGAGGACAAGAAGAACACCUACAGCUACGGCUGGUCCUUCUACUUCGGAGCUCUGUCCUUCAUCGUGGCCGAGAUGGUGGCCGUCCUGGCUGUCAACAUCUACAUCGAGAAGAACAAGGAGGUCCGCUUCCACGCUCGCCGCGACUUCAUCCGCUCCAUGUCCUCCUCCUCACCCUACUCACGCAUACCCAGUUACCGCUUCCGCCGACGGACGCCCCACUCCAGCUCACGCUCCUCUGACGCUUCGCAGGAGCACUCGCCGGCGAGGCUGAAGGGUGGGACCUCAGCAACGGGGCCGUUGGGAGAAUUGACCAUGUACACGUUGACCCGUGAGGGGGGUCUGAAAGGGGGCGUGACGGAGAACGCAUACAGCCCCGAGCACGGCUCAGGCGAUUUCCUGCAGUUGCACAACUGCUUCCCCAAUGACUUGAAGGACGGGGUCAACCGGCGGACUACGCCCGUGUGAGAAGAGCUUUAGACGGGCCGGUGGAGUGAGGAGGCCCCCCUGAUGUGGAUGGAGGAUGGAGGUGGGCCUUUGGGGAUGGACGACCCCAUGGUAGCCUGUCACACUGGAGAAUCAGAGUCAGAGUCCGUAGUUCCAGGGAAAGACGGAGCCAGUGAAAAGACAAAGCCCCUCCUCAGUGAAAAACAACAUGAGGACGAGGACUGAGGACAUGGACAGAGAUAUAAGGUUAGAAAAUGUUGCCCGUGACAUGGUUUCGAAGGGUCACUGGACAUAAAGAGUGCUUGCUUCUUUCCUGGUGUUCCUUUGUGCUUUUUGACUGCAACAGACUAGUCACCAUCAUUGUUUGUAUCGUACACUACAUACAAGAAAACCAUUCCCUUUAAAAUGUGUCCUUGAACCGCGUAAAAGAGAAGAGACUGGAAUGUCCUCUUGUUGAUGGAUUUUUAUUGCCAAUGUGUGUUGGGAAACUGUUGAGUGAAUUGUUCAAUGUACAACAUUUCACACUAUUUGACCUGCUUUAGGUAUCGAACAUAGUUCAGCUAAAUGUAUUGUCCAACCUGAAACCCUCUCACCUUUGCAUGUUACUGUAUAGCCUACGGAGUAGAGCUCUGUGUCUCUGUGUUAUCUGUUAGUAGCUACUGUGUGUCACUGUCAGUUUAAUAGAGAAAUAAAAUCCAAGGAUUGAGUUCUCAACAAAGCCAUUAUUUUGUAUCUGGGAAAAACUAAAGGGACAUGACUGACCAGCGAACCCAUGUUAAACUUAAUUGGUUGUAGUUAGGUUAGGGGUUAGGUUAGGGGUUUGGUUA
Molecule: messenger RNA, 2707 nt
Organism: Oncorhynchus nerka (sockeye salmon)
Lineage: Eukaryota; Metazoa; Chordata; Actinopteri; Salmoniformes; Salmonidae
Gene: cacng4b
Product: calcium channel, voltage-dependent, gamma subunit 4b
Exons: 5
Coding region: 1074-1901 (275 amino acids)
Biological process (GO): transmission of nerve impulse; neurotransmitter receptor transport, postsynaptic endosome to lysosome; postsynaptic neurotransmitter receptor diffusion trapping
Cellular component (GO): AMPA glutamate receptor complex; voltage-gated calcium channel complex; postsynaptic density membrane
Molecular function (GO): channel regulator activity; voltage-gated calcium channel activity
Source: RefSeq, a predicted model, not a curated record